Messenger RNA from Myripristis murdjan (pinecone soldierfish), 5206 nucleotides. It is a transcript of the gene asap3, whose product is annotated as ArfGAP with SH3 domain, ankyrin repeat and PH domain 3. The coding region runs from base 246 to 3311 and encodes 1021 amino acids. The transcript is spliced from 26 exons. Gene Ontology annotation, biological process: positive regulation of GTPase activity. Gene Ontology annotation, molecular function: protein binding; GTPase activator activity. The record is from RefSeq and is a predicted model, not a curated record. Gene Ontology annotation, cellular component: cytoplasm. NCBI's taxonomy places the organism in Eukaryota, Metazoa, Chordata, Actinopteri, Holocentriformes, Holocentridae.
CUCAGUGAGGGCAGUAUCGGUCGGUCAGUGCCCACCGUAGCUUUUCAGUCAGCUUCCCACCGAACACUUUCACACGUCUGCACACGAAAACUUGGGAACACCACGGCCAGGAAUACAGCCUCUCUCAAGUUUCCAUACAAGGAGGAGCGAGCCGUUUCCCUUUUCUUCAAAUGGGAAUAUGCGCGCGUGAAACUUGGGCUAACUUUUCUCCGCAGUAAACGUCGGACCUUUUUUUCACUGGAAACAUGCCGGAGCGUAUAAGCAUUUCGGACUUCGUGGUUCUGACAAACGAGGAUUUGGCUUCGCCGGGGACUUCCAGUUUUCAGUCCAAAAUGAGCGACUGUCGGACCACAGUCUCAGCGGUGGAGGAGUCUCUGGAGAUUGACCAGACAACCCUACAGAGGAUGAAGAAGAUGAUCAAGGCUAUACAUGCUUCUGGACUCAGUCAUGUGGAAAACAAGGAGCAGUACAUUGAGGUGUUGGAGAACUUGGGGAAUAGCCACCUGACCCAGGACAACAACGAAGUGUCCACAGGCUUUCUCAACCUGGCUGUGUUCACCAGAGAGGUCACGGCACUCUUCAAAAAUCUGGUGCAAAACCUCAACAACAUCAUGGCGUUCCCUUUAGAAAAUGUCCUGAAGACGGAGCUCCGAGACAGCAGACUAGAGCUCAAGAAACAGAUGGAGAAGAGUUGGAAGGAGUAUGACAUAAAAUUAGCAAAACUGGAAAAGGACAGGAAGGAGAAGAGCAGGCAGCUAGGUCUGAUCAGGAUGGACGGAUCAGAUGGAGGAGAGGACAUGGAGAGAGAGAGAAGGGCCUUCCAGCUGCAGAUGUGUGAGUACCUCCUGAAGAUCCAAGAGCUGAAGGUGCGUCAGGGUCCUGACCUUCUCCAGAGCCUCAUCAAGUACUUCCAGGCUCAACUCAGUUUCUUCCAGGACGGGCUGAAGGCUGCAGAGAAUCUCACUCCCUUUGUAGAGAAGCUAGCCACGUCUGUCCACACGGUACGUCUAGACCAGGAUGAAGAGGUGAGGCAACUCACUCAGUUGCGGGAUUCUCUCAGACUACUCCUACAAAUGGAGGGCAAAGAGGAGUACAUGAACAGGAAGAACUCUGGCAGUGGCUACAGCAUCCACCAACCCCAGGGCAACAAGAAGUAUGGCACAGAGAAGUCUGGUUUCCUGCUCAAGAAGAGUGAUGGGAUCAGGAAGGUAUGGCAGAAGAGGAAGUGCGGGGUAAAAUAUGGUUGCCUGACCAUUUCCCACAGCACGAUCAACCGACCACCAGCCAAACUGAACCUACUGACCUGUCAGGUGCGGCCCAACCCUGAGGAGAAGAGGACCUUUGACCUGGUCACUCACAAUCGAACGUACCAUUUCCAGGCAGAAGACGAGCAGGAAUGCAUGAUCUGGGUGUCAGUGCUGCAGAACAGUAAGGAGGAGGCUCUGAACACAGCACUGGGAGGAGAUCAACUUCAGCUGCAGGACAGUGGACUCCAGGAAUUGUCCCGAGCCAUCAUCGCUGAGCUGCGACAAAUGCCAGGCAACGAGGCCUGCGCCGACUGUGGAGCCCCAGAUCCAACGUGGCUCUCUACAAACUUGGGCAUCCUGACCUGCAUUGAAUGUUCUGGGAUUCACAGAGAGCUCGGUGUCCACUUCUCCAGGAUCCAAUCUCUCACUUUGGACCUGCUCAGCACCUCUGAGCUACUGUUGGCGGUCAGUAUUGGCAACACCAGAUUCAAUGACAUCAUGGAGGCAGGCCUUCCCAAUGACUCUGUCAAGCCACUCCCACGAAGUGACAUGAAUGCCAGGAAGGAGUACAUCGUGGCGAAGUACGCUGAGCGCCGGUAUGUCCUGCGGAGAGAGGAUGCAGAUCCCAACCGGCUGUAUGACGCAGUGAAAAGUCGUGACCUCACUUCCCUUUUACAGCUCUACGCUGAGGGAGAGGAGCUGGCCAAGUCACUCACACCGCCUGAAGGACCGGACAUCAGAGAGACAGCUCUCCACCUCGCGGUCCGUAUGGAGGAGAGGAGCUCCCUUGCGCUCGUCGACUUCCUCAUCCAGAACAGCAGCUGUCUGGAAAAGAGAACAGCAGAAGGAAACACGGCUCUCCACUACAGCGCCCUCCAUCAUAAGCCCGAGUCUCUCAAGCUGUUGCUCAAAGGAAAAGCAACUCUACAUACAGUGAACUCAGCAGGAGAGACAGCCCUGGAUAUUGCCAGGAGGCUACAGCACACACAAUGUGUCGAGCUGUUGGAGCUGGCUCAAAACGGGAAAUUUAACUCUCAGAUCCAUGUUGAAUUCAUGUGGGAGACCCAGUCUCAGGAGCUGUAUGACAGCGAGGAUGACCUCGAUGACAGGGUGAGCCCUUCACCCAGAAAUCAUCGCUCUCCUCUCCCCUCAAAUGGAGGUGUUGGACCUUCAACCGCCCGCUGGAGCAUGGCUAAUGGGGCCAAUGCUAAUAUUUCUGGCAGGCCCUGUCAGACCUAUGAGAACUUAGAUUUCCUUUAUAGAAAUCCCCCCACCAACAGUGCCCCCUCUGCAGGGUCAGUGCCACCACCGCUGCCUGCUAAAACCAUCCAGAGAGGUCGCUCAGACCCACAAAUCUCAGUCACGACGCAGGAAGGCAACUCCAUCCCAAGACGCUGCUCUAACCCGGCCUCACACUCCUCAAGUGUUCAGAUGCAGGCCAGACAUAGCCCUCCAUCUCCCAGUAUAGAGCACCAGGGCCAAGCAGGAAGACCACCAAGAUCUCCCCACGGACAGGGGACUUUCCUCAGGGGGCAGAGGCAGACCUGGGAGGGCCAGCCUAGUAAUUGUUUUGGGUCCCAAAGCAAUGUAACGUCAGCAUCUUCUCAGAACCACAUAGGACCUGUCAGUUCAGAGAAGACCACAUCAUAUCGUCGGACCAGCAGUGGUGGAGGUGGCCAGGGGAAGUGUGGUGUGUUGUCUCCUAGCUGUGUGGGCAGCCAGGAGGAACUAUACUGCAGCUUGGUGGGGAAUGGGCCGAGUCUGGCCCCGGCCCAGACUCCCAGCCCAGCUCCCACUCCGGCCCCAACUUCCUCACCUGCCAUGGCUUCAGUGGCACGACCACGCAGGAACGCCAUGGUUUCUGGCAGCAGGCCCCGUCAGAAACGAGUCAAGGCUCUAGUGGACUGCAGAGCAGUCAGUUCUGAGCAGCUGGCCUUUUUCAAAGAUGAGAUCAUUGUGGUCACAGCCACUGAUGACCCCCACUGGUGGGUUGGCCACAUAGAGGGAGACACAUCCAGGAGUGGGACAUUCCCUGUCAAUUAUGUACACAAACUGGCAGACUGAAGGGACACACAGAAUAGCAUUGGUAUACAAGGACUUCUCUGGUAACAUAAGAGGAACUGUACCAGCAUGGGAUCCUUACUUGAAUUUUAUCGUCAUCACACAGCAGAAUUUGUCUACAGGAGAGGACCAUUGAAUUCUCAAGAAUGUAUUCACACUAAAGCGCAUGAGGAAACUUGGACUAUUUCUUCAUGAGGAUAACAGGAGCCACAGGGUACCUGAGGAUAUAGUGGGUAUUUUUAUAGAAUGUUAUGGCCUCUAUCCUUUGGUGUCACUCAUCCAGGACACCAAGACGGGAACUGAAGCCUCUUGCAGCUUCAUAAAGCCUCUCAUUCUAAGGACAAUGGUCUAAUGGUCAUUCCUUGGUUCUAAGUCCAAGGAUAAUAUAUUUCCUUGUUGUAUGUUUGUGGUAUUAAAAGGCAUAACCCCCUGCCGAUAGGGAGUAUGACUUUUUCCACAUCUCUGAAACUGUUAAGUCAAUUUAGUUGUGAAUAUGGUCAGUGUUGGGCAUACUGAUCCUAGAUCUUUGCUUAGCAGCAAAGCUUACCUGUAGGGAAAAUCCCUUUAAGGCCCUUAAAGCUCACUGUGAUGAAAUCUAUGAAAGAGUUGGCAGCGUUUUAAACGUACGCCUAGCCUGCUGCUACGUAGGGAUGAAUACAGCAGCUUUUUUGUUUUUUGAUGGAAACUGAAGUCUAGUCUUUUCAGCCAUAGUGUGUUGACACUUGGAGGAGAAGUAUGUGCCUGCCCAGUGUCUGUUGCUGUCUGCCCUGGGACUCCAAAAGAAAUGUUGUGCCUGCUAGUCUGUCUCCAACAUAACACCAGGCCUCCACGCAGCCCAGACAAGGAUCUGAAACCUUAGCACAGCCGUCUAACCUGACUAUGGGCAUGACUGACUGGGCCUUGGCAGGAUGGAGGGUGGAGGAUCCAGUUUCAUCUGGCUCCAUGAGUCUGUCUCUGGAGAAUAUGGAAUAAGGACAGUAUGUUAGAAAAGAGACUUUCUGUGUUCUGCAAGAAAAUAGCACUUAAAGAUAGAAGGGCUUGUUAGUAAUAGCACCCCACGCAAAAAAUUUGUUCAGUGAACAGAAAGGUACACGCUCACUUAAGGCACAUGUGUAUCAGACUAGAUGUGCACAAGCACAAUCGCACAUGCUAACUUCGCAGCAUUGAGUCUGAAUCUAAUACUAGUAACCACAGUAACCACGUAAACAUAAACAUAUUUCACUGCAGUUACUCACAUGCUUUACUGUAUAUACUUAUCUGAAAAAUGCCCAAUGUUGUAUAUAUUUCCUGUUUUUUAAAUGUCCUUUGCUUCACGAACAGAAAAUUUCAUCAACAAAUGACGCAGAUAAUGUUACUAUAUUGUGUUAAUUUGAUGGUAAUGUAUUUGUCCUCAUGCAGGAUUCUGUUUUUCAUUAGCAGCCUAAAUGGUUCUCAGUGAGAGGGGUGGGGGGGGCAUGGCAUAGACGCUCACAGCUGUGUAAUCUCCAAAUGUUCAGAGAGGCUGUGGUCUCACCCAGUGAUGACUGUACACAAACUGAAAACACAGAUGCUGACAUCGAUGGGCAAAGGUGUGCGUGCAGCACUUCCUUUAAAUCAUUCCUGUUUAAACGAGCUGUGGCAAGGAGUCUGUCAGCAUUUCUGUUGCUGAUAUUGUCUUGUUACUGUUAAUUAAUGAGCAAACAAAACCUGACAGACUGUCAUGAUGGUGAGGAACUCUGCUAAAUGUAAUCACUGUUAAAUUUGGAAAAUAUAGGAUGAAAAUACAAAUUAAAAAAACAUUUGUUGGAUGUUGUAACAUAAACCCAUAAGACAUAUGUCUAAUAAAGUACCAUAUUCUCAUAGUGUAAUUAAUUGUGCACAUAUAUCCUAUACUGUAAUAAAACGCUGUUAUUUUUCUG